CUGCCUCACAGCAGCAGCAGCUUCUUCUUCGACCCUUGACCUCAAAGAGGCCAAUAAAACAGGCUGCCUCACUUCGAGAGUGCUAGAACCAGGCGCUGAAUGAAAUGGAACCGCUGGACUAGGAAGCGGAGCCGCACGACUCGCUUACGAGCAGAAUGAUCAGUGUGCCGGGUGGCUCCACGAGUUUUUAAAUGUUGGCGAUCUAGAUUACAAGUACUGCGGGGGAGCGAGCGAUGGCUUCUUUCUCUCUCUCUCUCGGUAGAUGAUAGACUAGAAUCGAUCACGUUGAAUCGGUCGCUCCCCCUGCAAGGCUUGCAGUGAGAUGGGAGCUGGCCCCAAAAUUCAGAAUGUGCUUGUGUCUGGAAUUGGUGCAUCGAGCUGCGAUCGGGUGAAUUGGUGAAUUACGAGGCUGCAGGUAGGCCGAAGUAGUUGCUGCAGCGGAUCGGAUGUUCGAGCGCGAGGAGUGAUUUGAGAGGAAUUCUGGAGGAAUUCCUGGCCGGGCGACAUGAAGGUUUUCGCCGUCUCGAAAUUGCUCUGGUUCAUGAGGCCCAGAGGAGGAGGAGGAGGAGGAGGAGAGGCCGGAGGAAAGAAGCGCAGCACCGAGGAGGCACCGAAUGCCGCUGACAUUCGGGCUGCAGAGCUGCUGCUGCAGACGAGGCCUCCAGCGAUGGCGAUGGAAAGCUGUCCACGGCGGGGGCACGACGACGAAUUGGUGGUGGUGGUGCCCGAGGAAGGGCCGUGGGCAGGAUUGACGGGGGAAGCGCUGGCGGAGGUGUUCGAUCGGCUGCCCUUGGAGGACAGGAUGCGGGCGGUGCCGCUGGUCUGCAAGGACUGGAGAGAGGCAGCGCUGAGCCCCACGGCGUGGAGGAACGUGGACAUGGGGCCGUGGAUGGCGAGCAAGGCCGACGAGUACUGCGACUGGGAAUCCGAGGUCGACAUGAAGGCGGCCGUGCUCGCGGUGGUGGAUCGCAGCAGGGGCCAGCUCAAGCGCCUGAGGACUGGCUACUGCACCAACGAAAUCGUCGAUUACAUCGCGGCCAAGUGCCCGCUGCUGCAGGAGCUCUCGAUUCACCAUAGCUUCAUGGUGGGCGAUGAAUCGGCGACAAAUCUCGCCAGGCGCUGCAGAAAGCUCGAGAGGCUCGAUCUGAGCGAGUGUUACAGCGUCUCGGCGGCCUCAAUCCGGGCCUUCGGUCUGAAUUGCCCAUCGCUCGUGAGCUUCACGCGCAACAUGACCGACAUCCUGCACUACGACCACGUCGUUGCGCCGCGCGGCGACGAGGAGGCGGCGGCCAUCGCCGCCCACAUGGUGAGCUUGCAAGACUUGCACAUGCGGAGGAUGUCGAGUCUGACGGACUCCGGGCUGCUCCUGCUCGCCCACAGCUGCUGCGAGCGCCUGCAGACGCUGGACCUCGCCUGCUGCGACUCCCUGUCGCAGCAGGCCCUGGACAAGGCGUCGGCUCUCUGCUCGAAGCUGCGCCAUUUUGUCAGGCCCAUCAAAGCUCGAAUGCACGUCGACCCCAAGUUCAUGCCCGGCUUAUACAUCGUAAGUUAUUAGUAGGCGCAUUAAAUCCCGCUCGAAAAUGGAAAUCCAUAUCCCACCUCACUAGCGAGAAUGCUGGACACUACAAAUCAGGUUAUCGCAUCGAUUCAGAACUGGCCAGCGUCUGCUGAAUUCGACUGCAGGUAGUCUUCAAUCGGAUAUGUCGAGCAUGAGGACCGUGACAGGAUGUGGAUGGGUUUCCUCUUCACUACGUACUGUAAUUUCUUUGCAAUGAAAGAGUCUUGUUCUUGAGCCACUGUCUUCGGAUCUGUAGCUCUCAGUCCUGGGAGGGAGAGAGAAGUCGAUCGGCGCUUUUAAUCUCGUAAUCGUGUUGCUAGCUGUCGUGAAGACGCUACUGGCGAAGCUUGUGUCUGCCUCUGCAAUUGAAAUUUUUCCCGGUACACGAGCUAAUGAGCUGAAUAAGUCCAACUGAUUCACUAACUGAACCCACGGGGACAGGCUCUUGCUGUUGCUGUCUCUCUAUAUGAAAUUACUCGUAAUAAGAGCCAUGAGAUACUCAUGAGCAUUUUCAGUG
Molecule: messenger RNA, 2075 nt
Organism: Marchantia polymorpha subsp. ruderalis
Lineage: Eukaryota; Viridiplantae; Streptophyta; Marchantiopsida; Marchantiales; Marchantiaceae
Source: the annotation of a GenBank genome assembly